Nerophis lumbriciformis (worm pipefish) is the source of this 465-nucleotide messenger RNA. The record is from RefSeq and is a predicted model, not a curated record. NCBI's taxonomy places the organism in Eukaryota, Metazoa, Chordata, Actinopteri, Syngnathiformes, Syngnathidae.
AUGACGAAGGCGAAAAAGGAGAAGUCGGCUCCCGUCGAGGAGGUCGAAGCGGCCGCCAGUAACGGGAGAUCUUACCAGGAUUUAAUCGCCAACGUGAACGCCAUCGCACAGCCGCUCGCUACCAGAAAGCUCAGCAAAAAACUCUACAAAUGCGUCAAAAAGGCUUCCAAAUUAAAGAACAUCCGCAGAGGGGUGAAAGAAGUUCAGAAGUUCAUUGGAAAGGGGGAGAAAGGAAUCGUGCUCUUAGCAGGUGACACGCUGCCCAUUGAAGUCUACUGCCACCUACCCAUCAUGUGUGAAGACAGAAACCUACCGUAUGCUUACAUACCCUCCAAAGUGGAUCUGGGUGCGUCGGCAGGCUCCAAGAGGCCCACCUGCGUGAUCCUGAUCAAACCUCACGAAGACUAUCAAGAGGCAUACGACGAAUGCCUCGAAGAAGUGACUAACAUGCCUAAACCGCUAUGA